This is a messenger RNA of Aspergillus ochraceoroseus IBT 24754, 2314 nucleotides long. RefSeq names its product asparagine synthetase domain-containing protein. Lineage: Eukaryota; Fungi; Ascomycota; Eurotiomycetes; Eurotiales; Aspergillaceae. Gene Ontology annotation, molecular function: asparagine synthase (glutamine-hydrolyzing) activity. The record is from RefSeq and is a predicted model, not a curated record. The transcript has 2 exons. Bases 473 to 2278 code for a protein of 601 amino acids.
CAUAAGAUAUCUGCAUGUGCGUCAAAAAUAAUGGAGUAAAAAGGGAUAGUUAUUCGCGAGGUAGGAGUUAGACGGCGAUAAGGAUCAUGGUGAGGGCGAACUAUUUGGAGGAAAGACUUGGUGGCUUGUCAACCGGGACAGAGCAUGUAAAACUGGGGCGAUUAAAAGGAAAGAAAUUAGAACACUGGCUGGACAAAUAGACCGGGCUUCCUCAGGGGCUCAGUUCCCAGAAAAGACGCUAUCUUCCAGUGCUGUGAUGAGCUCCUGAAGUGAAGUGUUGGGUUGUGCAUCAUAAUAACUGACAAUCGGCGCCCGCAUAUGUAAUUGGGACGGGAUCAUCAUUUCCCCGGGAUCCGGUGGCUCUUUUUCGACUUUUGAAAAAUAUCUUUCACAUCGUCGCGCAUCUGGGCUUCCAUUUUCCUAUUUUUCAAGUCCCAGAGACUUGGCCCUUAUCUAGGGCUGGAAAGAUAACAUGUGUGGAAUCUACUGUUCGUUGAGUGCGAACAGGGCUCUGCGUCCGAGAAAUCAAACUACCUCCUACCUACGAGAACGAGGGCCGGAUAGCCAGGAGGUCUGCCACCAUCUGCUUCAAAAUGCAAAACCCAACGUGUUUAGUGACUUGGGCAGUCACCAAAUUUACCUCACCUUUUACUCAACUGUCUUGUCUAUGAGAGGAAACCACCUUGUGAAACAGCCCCUGUCGCACCCUGCCACAGAAUCUUACUUCUGUUGGAAUGGAGAUGCCUGGAAGAUAGCAGGCGAACCUAUCAGUGGGAGAAACGACACAGAGCUGGUUUUCGAUUAUCUCAUGCAAGCUACAGCACGGAACUUCCAUGGAGGGGAUUUCCAGCCACCUAAGAACCCUGUCCAAAGCUUUGCAAAAGCUAUCAGCACUAUCUCUGGGGCCUUUGCAUUUGUCUUUUACGACUCCAUCAAUGCCAAGUUGUACUUCGGAAGAGACUGCCUUGGAAGGCGAUCUUUGCUCUGGGGACUUGACGAGGAUGGGAAUCUCAAAAUUUGUAGCCUUUGUGACGGAGAAUCUGCCCCUACUCACUUUCAAGAAGUUGAGGCGGACGGUAUCUACAUGAUUAGCCUUGAGCCUGGUGUCGAAACUGCUCUUGAACAAAUUGCCGAGACUCCAGAUCCGGAAUCAGAUGCGGAAGGCAAUAGUCCCCGGUUUGAUAUCAAGAAUAUAAAGAAAAUUCCCUGGAGCCAUGAGCCUCUACCGACACCUCACAUGAUAAGUCCCAUUCCUCCUAUGAAUAGGGAAGUGCCUGAGGGAACACCUCCACCACUAACCACUACCUCGUCUUUUGUCAGAGAGUUGGAGAAAAAGCUUCGCCUGUCUCUCGCAAUGAGGAUCCAGAACGUGCGCCAGCCACCUGGUGCAGAGAGCAGCGAUGCGAAAGUUGCUGUGCUCUUUUCCGGAGGUCUUGAUUGCACUCUGCUUGCAAGAAUUGCUCAUGACCUUUUACCAGAGGAUGAAACCAUCGAUCUCCUCAAUGUCGCAUUUGAAAACCCGCGAGUAGUAGCAGCUGCCGCCAAAGAACUAGGGGAACCUACUUCUCCGUAUGAAAACUGCCCGGACCGUAUCACUGGACGGGCAGCAUUUGCAGAACUUCAACGGAUCUGUCCAAACCGUAACUGGAGAUUCGUGGCAAUUGAUAUCCCGUACGCUACUACAGUCACACACCGCGAUACUGUUAAACAUCUAAUGCGGCCGCAUAAUACGGAAAUGGACUUAUCCAUUGCAUGCGCCUUAUAUUUUGCUGCUCGCGGGGAAGGCACAGCACUAGACAGCCAGCAACUCAACGCCCAGCCAGUCCCGUACAGAGCUUCAGCUCGAGUUCUACUGUCAGGGCUUGGAGCAGAUGAGCUCUUCGCGGGAUACUCAAGACAUGGGAUUGCAUUUGCACGAGGCGGAUUUACAGGCCUCAUCGACGAGAUUGACCUCGAUGUCAGCCGUCUCGGGAAGCGAAACCUAGGCCGUGACAAUCGAGUGAUUGCGCACUGGGGCCGUGAGGCACGGUUCCCCUAUCUAGAUGAAGAUUUUGUGGCUUGGGUGCUGAAGGCACCUGUUUGGGAGAAGUGUGGCUUCGGGGUCCCUGAGUCUCUAGGGGAAGUUAGCAUUAGCGCUGAAAAGAAAGCGCUUCGGCUCUUGGCUUUAAAUUUGGGGAUGACGUCCGUUGCCCAUGAGAAGAAACGAGCUAUUCAGUUUGGUUCUAGAACGGCAAAGAUGGAAAAGGGCAAAUGCAAGGGAACAGAUGCGUUGAGCUGAGCUCAGUCUCACCCUGCCUCCACUGUCUUCCUUCCC